AGCGUUCCAACGCAGGUCACCUGAAAGAGUGCAAGACGGCCCGGGUCAGCAUUGUUCCUUCUAUUGUCCGUCGAUUCGCCCACUGCAGGCGUCGCUGUCAGCAACCUUAGGUAAGGCAUGGAGCAGCAUCCCAGGGCCUUUGUCGGCAAUUCUUGCAGGCCAGGCCAGGCACGGUGGUGCUAGCUCCCCAACUGCCCCAAGCUGAGCCACAGCUAGCUGCGCUGCCACAUGGGGCACCUAACAACGUCAACUGCAGCCUAGCGACCUAGCCUGGUCAGCACUCAGCAGCAUUCCACAACCCCAACUUUAAUCAGGAGCUUCACAAGCGCGCAUCAUCACUCCGCGCCCUCUUUUAAACCGCAUUUACUACCACGGUAUAGAUUCGAGCCCGAAUCUGUGGAACUUGGUGGGACUUUUACAGAAGCACGAAGUCUUGCACAAGGAGCAGCCAUGUCGAUAGUACCAAUCAUCACGUUCAAGGCGGGCAUCUGCGAUGUCGAUCAAUCCUCAAAGCCUUACAAGAUCAAGCCUGACCCCAAGCCCGGCUACGUCUACCUAUACAACGAAGAUGAGCUGAUUCACUUCUGUUGGCGAGCGAGAGAUGUGCCGCUGGAUCAGCCGGAGCUUGACCUAGUCAUGGUCCCUACGGAUGGCCAUUUUGUGACCUACAACACUCGAAACCCGGCCGAGCCCUCUUCCAAGACCAAUGGUCGCAUCUUCGUCCUCAAGUUUACGUCAUCGUCGCAGAGACAUCUGUUCUGGUUACAGUCGAAGCCGCAGGGCAUCCACGGCGACCCCGCCUGGUUUAGUCCGCGGGAUCUUAAAAUCGGCGAGAUUGUCGACAGUCUGCUACAGGGCGAUGAAGUGAACGUGACCCGGGAGCUUGCCUCGGUGCGCGGCGAAAGCAACGAUGACGGUGACAACCGGCGCGACGCCGACGACGAUGAGACGAUGGAGGACGUCGAGGGCCACGGCGACCCCAGCGAUCACCACGAAGGCGGCACGGGAGGUGCCGGCGCCGGCGCCACUGGCGGAGAUUUCCGGAACGAAGGCGAGGACGCCCGAGAAGGAGGGGCGGACGGGGCAAGAGCGGCGAGCUCCGAUGCUGCUGCUGUCGUCCGGAGCUUCCUAGAGUCUCUCAAGGGAACGCCGGGCCUAGGCGCCAAAGGCCAAGGCCAAAGCCAAGCCCAAGGCAAGGCAUAUCCUCUCCUCAACGACCUGCUCGACACAACUGUCGCUAUCCCGAUGCUGGACGCGGCGAGUGACGAGUAUGUCGACAACCUCCUGGCAUUCCUUCCGCCGGCCGUGCUUGUUCUCGCCAAGCAGGGCGGCACGGGCGACGCCGCCGACGCCGAGCCUAGCGCGGAAUCCGUGAAGUCGGCCCGAGAGGCCAUGAGUUCGGGUCAAAAGCGCACGCUGCUGAAGAAGGUCCUCCGUAGCCCGCAGUUCACGCAAAGUCUGACGAGCCUGACGAUGGCGCUCAGGGACGGGGGUCUGCCGAGCAUCUCAGAGGCUCUUGGCAUCGCUGUCGCCAACGGGGGCCUUGUUCGUGGCGGCGCGGUGCCCUUGGGAGGCGGAGACGCCGUGGAGGCUUUUGUUAAUGGCGUGAAGAGGACGGUUCAGAAGCAGUAGUCUACUUAUGUCUAGGGUACGGGUACCUUAAGUCGGUGGCCCUAUACUUAGGCCGCCGGUCCGCCUAACUAGAUUAUCAAACACCGCUAUAUCGGCUGUCCAUCUUGGAGCUGCCCAUAUGGGAGUAGAUAGGUAAUUAGUUCUAGGCCUGGAAAAGGGGAGACGGAAUACAGGUGCAUAGCCGAAUACUUCAUUUUGAUGCGUCUUUGGUCACCUGGGUGGACAGCUCUGAUAAAAACUUUAGUGCUUAUUCACUGGCAACUCUUACUCUUCGAGUCCUAGCCUAGUAAUGUCAUAUUAAGACCGUGAUAUCAGGGAACAUCACGAUGUCGAUGGGGUGUUUCCUCGCUUUAUAUAGCAUGCCACCUCAGUUUUUGGCAGUGCCGUUCAGUUGUUUGACUUUUUGCUGUACCGCGGCAAAU
Molecule: messenger RNA, 2054 nt
Organism: Lasiosphaeria miniovina
Lineage: Eukaryota; Fungi; Ascomycota; Sordariomycetes; Sordariales; Lasiosphaeriaceae
Product: proteasome complex subunit Rpn13 ubiquitin receptor-domain-containing protein
Exons: 4
Coding region: 451-1632 (393 amino acids)
Cellular component (GO): proteasome regulatory particle, lid subcomplex; nucleus; cytoplasm
Molecular function (GO): endopeptidase activator activity; proteasome binding
Source: RefSeq, a predicted model, not a curated record